Rattus rattus (black rat) is the source of this 588-nucleotide messenger RNA. RefSeq names its product MICOS complex subunit Mic26-like. Gene Ontology annotation, biological process: cristae formation. NCBI's taxonomy places the organism in Eukaryota, Metazoa, Chordata, Mammalia, Rodentia, Muridae. The record is from RefSeq and is a predicted model, not a curated record. Gene Ontology annotation, cellular component: MICOS complex. The transcript has a single exon. The coding region runs from base 1 to 588 and encodes 195 amino acids.
AUGUUCAAGGUAAUUCCGGGACUGGUGGGGCUAGCCAGUCUGAGCCUGCUCACCUUUAGAGGCUAUGUAGCACCCAAAGAGGACUCACCUCCCGAAAGUUACAAGAAGAUGAGUGAGCUCUCACUGUACUCGGUUCCUGAGGGUCAAUCUAAAUAUGUGGAGAAGCCAAGGACUCUACUUGAAGAAAACAUCUCACAGCUACGACAUCUUUGUGAGCCAUAUACAAGUUUGUAUCAGGAAAUGUACUCCCAUACUAAACCCAAGGUGGAAUACUUGGUCCAGUGGGGAGUAAAUAACUAUAACCAUCUUAAAAACGCACCUCCUGGAUUUCUCCCAAGACUCGGUGUUAUUGGUUUUGUUGGACUCCUUUUCGCUAAAGGUUCAAAACUAAAGAAGCUGGUCUAUCCUCCUUUUUUCAUGGGAUUAGGGGCCUCUGUCAGUAACCCAGAAAAAGUCAUCGGCAUUGCCCUAAUCUCUGGGGAGAAGUUAUAUGACUGGGGAUUACGAGGGUACAUAGCUGUAGGAAAUUUGCAGAAGCAAAAUAUUCAGAAGCCGGGAAGUGUGAAGAAUUCACUGAGAAGUAAAUAG